AUGAAGAAUAUUGACGAGGCCCAGUUGCUCAAGACUAAAGAAGAGAAGUAUGUGCGGCUCAUGGGCAAUGUCGCCGUUGCCAUACUGCAAUACAACCCGCUGCGAUUUUGUCCAAAGAAUAGCGCAAUGGCCAUCACACCGCCCUUUCAUACCUCACAAGAGGAUAUCACAAUGACGGGUCCUGAUAUCAUGGAUCGGGUUCCGCUAAUGCGCCACGUGCCUCAUAUAUUUUACUUACCACAGGUACACAUGUGCUUGGAAAGUCUGUGCCACUUAACGAGUCACUCAGGCUGCCUGUUAAACUUUUUGAUUCUUUACAAGCGUUUUCAAUGUGCAGCUCACCGCCAAUUUCCUCAUCGAGUAUCACCGGCAGUUCUUUCGAUGCUGGCCGGCUGCAGAACCUCGUUGUGUUCGGAACAAAUGGCUUAA
Molecule: messenger RNA, 429 nt
Organism: Peronospora belbahrii
Lineage: Eukaryota; Oomycota; Peronosporomycetes; Peronosporales; Peronosporaceae
Source: the annotation of a GenBank genome assembly